CCGGCAAUGAACUUCGUUUUCAACAAUUGUAACGUCACCUUGAAUGCACCUGGUGGCCAGGGCCAAAACCGGCAAAAAAAACCGGUGAAAUUGCCCUGGCGCGGUGUCGCCAAGGGCAAAGGGAAGCCGAAGGCCUGGAAGCCGAGGGCCUUUAAGCCGAACGCGAAGCGCGUCCCUGUGACAAAGGAGGCCGCCCUGGCUGAGGCAGCACCACCACCACCGCCACCAACACCACCAACACCACCAACGCCACCACCCUCAUCGCCAUCCCCCCAAUCUCCAAUGGAGGAGUUGAGGGGAAAAUUCACCAACAAUAAAAUAUAA
Molecule: messenger RNA, 324 nt
Organism: Drosophila willistoni
Lineage: Eukaryota; Metazoa; Arthropoda; Insecta; Diptera; Drosophilidae
Product: homeobox protein Hox-B4-like
Exons: 2
Coding region: 7-324 (105 amino acids)
Source: RefSeq, a predicted model, not a curated record